GUACUGGUGGACAGACACGGUUCAAGUCUGCAUGUCACGUUAGCUGUUUAGCUACCCAAAAGGACUAGACUCGGGGCGAUUUUAGCACUAUGACAGGGGACCAUAAUGCUCUAGGCCUCCCUAGAGCUCCAGCUUUGGCAGAUUGUCCAGAUGAUAAUUUGGGUCUGCCUAUGGAGCCCCUAUGUGGCAGUGGCCCCCUCAGCCACCACAUCCUCCGCCCAUCCUAUGCGAACAGUGAAAGCUGGCAGAAGCAUCGAGCGGGACUGGCCGGAAGGUCGAGCUUGUGUUCCGGUUCCCAUCCCAUCCUCGAGCCCCAAAGUCUCUCAAGCAGUCGCGACACCCUCUACCCCCCACACGUGCUGGGCCAGACACCGUCUCCACACCAAAACAGAACCGGCCUCACCCUGGAUGUGACGUCGACGUUUGAUGUUGGAGGGAGCAUGCUGGCGAUGGAUGGAGAUUUGUCCGUUAGUCCCAAUGUGAUUAAGAGACGCCGCGGGGGCCUAAUUGAGCAGAAGGACAUCGUGAAGGCCCAUCAGGCCCAUAAGAUCCACAGCACACCGCAGGCACGACGCAAGGAGUGGGAAAUGGCCCGCUUCGGAGACGAUGUUCCGGGCUUGUUUGGCGCAGGAGAUGGCAGCUCGGAGCGCAACAGGAGCCGCGAUGGAGCGACCGUGUCUACAGGUGGCGUGUCCCCUGCAGCCUUCAAGCAGACCAAAGCGCAGCGUGCCCGCACCAUGGCCUUGUACAACCCCAUCCCGGUCCGUGAGAACUGCUUCACCGUCAACAGGUCUCUCUUUAUCUUGGGGGAGGACAACGUGGUGCGCAAGUACGCCAAGAAAAUCACUGAGUGGCCUCCUUUUGAGUACAUGAUCCUCGCCACCAUCAUCGCCAACUGUAUCGUUCUGGCCCUGGAGCAGCAUCUACCAGGAGAGGACAAAACGCCCAUGUCAAAGAGACUGGAGAAAACUGAGCCCUACUUCAUUGGGAUGUUCUGUUUCGAGGCAGGAAUAAAGAUCAUCGCCCUCGGCUUUGUGUUUCAUAAAGGAUCCUACCUCAGGAAUGGGUGGAACGUCAUGGAUUUCAUUGUGGUCCUCAGUGGGAUUCUGGCUGCAGCUGGCGCUCACAUGAACAUCUCCGUGGACCUGAGGACUCUAAGGGCAGUGCGAGUGCUGCGACCUCUCAAACUGGUCUCGGGCAUCCCCAGUCUCCAGAUAGUCCUGAAGUCUAUAAUGAAGGCCAUGGUUCCACUGCUGCAGAUUGGCCUACUGCUAUUUUUUGCAAUCCUCAUGUUUGCCAUCAUCGGUUUGGAGUUUUACAGCGGCAAACUGCACCACACCUGCAAGCCGCAGCCAGGAAUACUCGAAAAUGAGACCGUGGACCCCUCAGAGCUUGAGUUUCCGUGUGGCAUGCGUCGGUGCCCGUCCAAAUACACCUGCAGCGACACAUGGAUCGGCCCGAAUGAUGGCAUCACUCAGUUUGACAACAUCCUUUUUGCUGUUCUCACUGUCUUCCAGUGCAUCACCAUGGAGGGAUGGACCACUGUGCUCUACAAUACCGAUGAUGCCUUGGGUCCCAGUUGGAACUGGCUCUACUUCAUCCCGCUCAUCAUCAUUGGCUCCUUCUUUGUCCUGAACCUGGUGCUGGGAGUCCUCUCUGGGGAGUUUGCCAAAGAGAGGGAGAGGGUAGAAAACCGCAGGGCUUUCAUGAAAUUGAGACGCCAGCAGCAGAUUGAGCGAGAGCUCAACGGUUACCGGGCGUGGAUCGACAGGGCAGAGGAGGUGAUGCUUGCAGAGGAGAAUAAGAAUCCUGGACCCUCUGCCCUUGAUGCUCUCAGAAGGCUCCCUGAGUGGAGUACAGGCGGUGCCUAUGUGCUGAAGAGAGCCACCACCAUAAAGAGGAGAGGCAUGGAUACGGCCCAUCGUGGUCCACCGGGGGAGGAACAAUAUGGUGACAUUUCCUCAGUGGGCCUCCCCAUUGCGAGAGGGAGCAUCAGAAGCACCCGGCGAGGUCCUGCUGCUUAUUUCCGGCGCAAGGAGCGGCUGCUGCGUAUCUCUAUCCGCCGUGUGGUGAAGACACACACCUUCUACUGGACAGUGCUGGGCUUGGUGGCUCUCAACACACUCUGUGUGUCCAUUGUUCAUCACAAUCAGCCCCACUGGUUGUCCAACUUCCUGUACUAUGCAGAGUUCUUGUUCCUCGCUCUGUUCCUGACGGAGAUGUUUCUGAAGAUGUACAGCCUGGGUCCACGCCUGUACUUCCACUCCUCAUUCAACUGCUUUGACUGCAGCGUGAUUGUUGGCAGCAUCUUUGAAGUGCUUUGGGGUUUCUUCAGGCCAGGCACUUCUUUUGGCAUCAGUGUCCUGCGCGCUCUUCGUCUGCUGAGGAUCUUCAAGAUCACCAAGUAUUGGGCAUCUCUGAGAAACCUGGUUGUGUCACUGAUGAAUUCCAUGAAGUCCAUCAUCUCGCUCAUCUUCCUCCUCUUCCUUUUCAUUGUUGUCUUUGCUCUCCUGGGCAUGCAGCUCUUUGGCGGCAGAUUCAUCUUUAAGGACUACACACCGACAAACUUUGACACCUUUCCUGCAGCCAUCAUGACCGUCUUUCAGAUCCUGACUGGGGAGGACUGGAAUGAGGUGAUGUACAAUGGCAUUCGUUCUCAGGGAGGAGUCAAGACUGGCAUGUGGUCUUCAAUAUACUUCAUAGUCCUCACCUUGUUUGGAAACUACACUCUGCUUAAUGUCUUCUUGGCCAUUGCCGUAGAUAACCUUGCUAAUGCACAAGAGCUCACUAAGGACGAAGAGGAAGCAGAGGCCGCCUUUAACCAGAAGCAUGCUCUCCAGAAAGCCAAGGAGGUCGGCCCAUUGUCCUCCUUCAUGUCCUCGGAAGGAAGCCGUAGGAGGCGACCCUAUCUGUACAGGAAAAGAGCCAUUCACCGCAGUCGUCCCACCUACUCCUGCUCCCUGGAGGAGGCGCAGGGCAGCAUCAAGGAGGGCCGCCCUCUCCCACCACUCAACCCGUCUAACUCUUUCAUGUCCAGGAGAGAGAGGAGAAAGCGAAUGACCAUGUCUGUGUGGGAGCAGAGGACCAGCCAGCUGAGGAGACACCGCCAGAUGUCCAGCAGAGAGAUUUUGUUCGGCAACCCCAGCGAAGAGAAAGAGGGACCUCCCGCCUCUGCCCAGUCCGGACCGCCACUGUCACUGCAUCGCAGAGCUAUGCAGAACACGCCACCAGGGGGGCACCUGGCCUCCCCGUCCAAAAAGCAGGCCUCAGGCGCUUCCAUGGAGAUGUCUUUUGAAGCCAUUUUAUCUGGUGAUAUCCGUGAUCCCACCAUGUUAGCAUCGGACCACUUGAGCAUUACCCCUGAUGAGCCUCCUGAGUCCAUACCAGAGCCUCCUGAGUCAGAAGCCGUCCCAGGGGGUGGGAAACUGGAUGUCGACGAGAGUCACAGCAAGAUGAGCGAGCGAAGGAGCCCCAGGUUGAAUGGUGAUCGUCAGCACCGGGCAGUGAAGAAGUUUAAACCACUAGAUGGAGGUGCCACCCUCACGUCUCAGACGGGAGGUCACAUUGAGAUUAGAGGCAAGAAGGCACUACGUAGCAGUCAAAACGGGGAGGACAGGAGUCAGGAAUCAUCUCCCAGGAAAGAAAACCAAGAGUUGGAGAGUUGCUCGGUCAACAAAGAGAGCAGCAGAAAUCCUGGGAAAGUAAAGGAUGAGGAGGAGGAGGAGGAGGAGGAGAGUCACAAGAGAGAGGAGUCCAAACCUGAGGAGAACAGAAAGGGUGACCAAAGUGAGGGAGUGGAUGCUGAGCCACCAAACAACCAUGCUGGUGUCCAAAAGCAGCAUGCAGAUUCUCUUCACGAAGAAGCACCGUGUCCUAUUGUUGUACCUGAGGGCAACCAAGAAGACCUGGAUAAAUCUCAGCUCAGCUCCAGCGUGAUUGUUGAGAUGCCCGACAUGGAGGCGUCCAUGGAGCUCUCCAGCAUCACAGUUAACAGCAAGGAACCUGAAGCCUCCAAGUGUGAAAAGGAGGAGCAUGGAGAUACUAAACCAGUCAACACUGUGACGCCUGACAGCAUGUUCAUCUUCAAACCAGACAACCCGGUGCGUAGAGCAUGUCACUACGUGGUGAACCUCAGGUACUUUGAAAUGUCCAUCCUGCUGGUCAUAGCCGCAAGUAGCAUCGCGCUUGCUGCAGAGGACCCCGUAUCAACCACCUCUGACUGGAACAAGGUUCUGCGUUAUUUUGACUAUGUGUUCACCGGCGUCUUCACGUUUGAAAUGAUUAUUAAGAUGAUCGACCAGGGUCUGAUCCUCCACGACGGCUCAUAUUUCAGAGACUUGUGGAACAUCCUGGACUUCAUCGUGGUGGUUGGUGCUCUCGUGGCUUUCGCCCUCACCAAUGUGAUGGGAAACAACAAAGGACGGGACAUUAAAACCAUCAAAUCCCUGAGAGUAUUACGUGUCCUCAGGCCCUUGAAGACCAUCAAGAGGCUUCCAAAACUCAAGGCUGUAUUCGACUGCGUGGUGACGUCACUGAAAAAUGUCUUCAACAUCCUGAUUGUUUACAAGCUGUUCAUGUUCAUUUUCGCUGUCAUCGCUGUGCAGCUCUUCAAGGGGAAGUUCUUUUACUGCAACGACAGCUCCAAGGACACAGAGAAGGACUGCCAAGGUUACUAUAUCGACUAUGGGAAGGACAAGAAAGAGGUGAAGAAACGAGAGUGGAAGAGACACGAGUUCCACUACGACAACGUGAUCUGGGCUCUGUUGACUCUCUUCACAGUGUCGACAGGAGAAGGCUGGCCUCAAGUCCUGCAGCACUCGGUCGACGUGACCGAGGAAGACAGGGGGCCGAGUCACGGCAACAGGAUGGAGAUGUCCAUCUUCUAUGUCAUCUACUUUGUAGUCUUUCCUUUCUUCUUUGUCAACAUCUUUGUGGCCCUCAUCAUCAUCACCUUUCAGGAACAGGGGGAUAAGAUGAUGGAGGAGUGCAGCCUGGAGAAGAAUGAGAGGGCGUGCAUCGACUUCGCCAUCAGCGCUAAACCACUGACCCGUUACAUGCCCCAGAACCGCCAUACAUUCCAGUACCGUCUGUGGCAUUUUGUGGUCUCGCCCUCUUUCGAGUACACCGUCCUGGCUAUGAUCGCUCUCAACACCAUCGUAUUGAUGAUGAAGUACUAUUCAGCCCCUCCUGCCUAUGAAGCUGUACUCAAGCACCUGAACACAGCAUUCACUGUUCUCUUCUCUGUUGAAUGUGUCCUCAAGAUAAUGGCUUUUGGGUUUCUGAAUUACUUUCGGGACACAUGGAACAUUUUUGACUUCAUCACCGUCCUCGGCAGCAUUACUGAGAUCGUAGUAGACUUGCAGUUUGUAGACACAUUCAACAUGAGUUUCUUGAAGCUGUUCCGAGCAGCACGUUUGAUCAAACUGCUGAGACAGGGCUACACCAUCCGGAUCCUUCUGUGGACCUUUGUGCAGUCCUUCAAAGCUUUGCCUUACGUCUGCUUGCUCAUCGCCAUGCUCUUCUUUAUCUACGCCAUCAUCGGCAUGCAGGUGUUUGGGAACAUUAAGCUGAAUGAGGAGACACACAUAAACCAACACAACAACUUCAAGACCUUCUCUGGGGCUCUGAUGCUGCUCUUCAGGAGUGCCACGGGGGAGUCCUGGCAGGAGAUCAUGUUGUCCUGUCUUGGGGGGCAGCACUGUGAGGCAGACCCCUCCAACCCCGUGCGUCUACAGAGCACUGAGCAGGAGGGAGGCUGCGGCUCAGACUUUGCUUAUUUCUACUUUGUGUCCUUCAUCUUUUUCAGCUCCUUCCUGAUGCUGAACUUGUUUGUGGCCGUGAUCAUGGAUAACUUUGAGUAUCUGACUCGAGACUCAUCCAUCCUGGGACCCCAUCACUUGGAUGAGUUUGUCCGAAUCUGGGGGGAGUAUGAUCGAGCUGCCUGUGGCCGCAUCCAUUACACUGACAUGUAUGAGAUGUUGACCAACAUGUCGCCACCUCUAGGCCUGGGCAAGAAAUGCCCUUCCAAGGUGGCUUAUAAGAGACUAGUCCUGAUGAACAUGCCUGUGGACGAGGACAUGUCAGUCCACUUCACUUCCACACUCAUGGCCCUCAUCCGCACUGCCCUGGAGAUCAAGAUAGCAGGAGGAGGGGAGGAUCGUAAUCAGAUGGACUUGGACCUUCAGAAGGAAAUUAGUGUGAUCUGGCCUCACCUCUCUCAGAAGAUGCUGGACCUGCUGGUUCCUAUUAACAAAGCUAGUGACAUGACCAUAGGUAAGAUCUACGCAGCCAUGAUGAUCAUGGACUACUACAAGCAGAGCAAGGCAAAGAAGCUUCGACAGCAGCUGGAGGAACAAAAACACGCUCCCAUGUUCCAGCGUAUGGAUGCCUCCUCUUUGCCUCAGGAGAUCAUCUGCAAUGCCAAAUCACUGUCCUUCCUUCGGCACAGUGCAGGAUCAGCUCUCACCAGAGGAGGCUUUGUGGCCCUCAGCCCCAUUUCCCCCCAGGAGAUGUUCCUGCAGCAGCGGCCUUGCUCCGGGGAGGAAGAGGAGGAGAAUGAUGAUUACUAUUCACCCUAUCACCCUUACCACUUCCCUCAUCAUCACCACCACCACCAUUCACACACGCUGGUGCCUGAUGUCGUGGAGUAUAACCAAGUGAAGCAGCACCCAGCACAGGAUCCAACAGUCGUCAAGUCACCUCAGCGCACGUCCUCCAUCAGAGCAUCCUCUAUGCCCAGACUUGCUAUGGAACCACAGCCUGGAAUGUCAGUGGACAGAAAGCUCAUGAAGCGCUCCUUUUCCACCAUUGGAGACCAGUGUGUGAACCGCCUCUGGCAAGAACAACAUUCCCUGGAAAGAGUCAGCCCAGACAGCACAUACAGGCUCCGUCAGAAGAGCUACAGAGGCCCAAGAAUCAAUCAAAGCAGUCACGAGAGAGGGCGUUCCAAAGAACGUCGCCACCUGCUGUCUCCAGAUGUGUCCCGCUGUAACUCUGAGGAGCGCAGUCGAGACCCGUCAUGCGAAAGGAGACGCUCGCUCUCGCCUAAAGAAGGACGCACUCGCUCUUUACAGAGACAGGUCAACAUCUCUGGCAGUCCUGUCCAUUCAGCCUCAGAGUCCGGCACCCCACGUAACCGGCGCCAGCUUCCACAGACCCCUUCCCGCCCCCGUCCUCACAUCUCCUACUCCCCCCUGGUGAGCCGGGAUCAACCCUCCAGCACACCGGCCCCUGCCUCUGCAGGAAACAGCCCACAUCGGGGCCCCCACAAACCUUCCAAGGAGUCCUCCUCAUCCGGUCCGAGCCAUCCGUCCCCCCACCGUUACAUAUCUGAGCCUUACCUCCCGUUUCAUGAGGACCUCAGUGGCAGCCAGGCAGGUGAGAAGCAGCAGGGGACCCUGACUUUCGAGACUGCCGUGGCUACCAGCCUGGGACGGGCCAAUGCUAUCAGCUCCGCCCCUCAGCUGAGACACUCCUGGCAGGUCCCUAAUGGACAUUUCCGGAAGAACUUAGUGCAGGCUUGCCCGGCCAGCACUGGUGAGUUGGUGAGUGACACAGACGAGGAUGACCGCUGCUAAAACUGGAAAAAGAAGCUGGGAAGACCUGACUGGCUGUUGUCAGUAGCAGUAGCAUCACAGGCAGAACUAAACACCACUGCCAUUUAUCAGCGUUGUUUGCUGUUUGUCUCUAUUUUGUCCUUGUGUGUAUUCUUGCUGUGCCUGGAGUGACCUAAUGUGUGUGUACUCACUGGAGAAAAGCUCGUAUGCUACAUCAUUCACACAAGCCUUCCUUCUCCUUUGUCAUGUAUUUGAACAAAACAUGCUGUGUGGGCUAAAGUAUUGAGUCGGACUUUCUUCAAGAGUCUGGAGUGUCUUUGUGAAGAGCAUUUAUGAGGUCAAGGGUCGUGUAUGUUAAAUGAGAGGGCCUGGCUCACAGGUGUUUGAUGGCGUCCAGCUCUUCCACACCAAAUUCAGCCAAGGAUGCCUUUAUGGACUUUCCCACAAACUGUUCACCGGUAAAGUUGGUAAUUGAUUAGUGACCGUAUUGACCAGAAUAUAACGUAAGAGUGUUUGGGGUUUUUUUAGGUCUGAAAAAGACAUUUUAGGCUACAUUCACACUGCAGGGUAUGAUGACCAAUUCAGAUUUUUUGUUAAAAUACAAUCUUUUUAUGUAGUUGUUCACAUUACAAAAAAAAAUUAUACCUGUUUUUGUGAGUAACGUGAACGCGAUGUGUUCAGGAAGUGGCGCGCUUGCUCACAAAACACAACGUCGCAGGCAGCGUGUUUAUGGAAGUAAACGUAGCCCCAACUCCUCGUAUCAGUCCUGGCACGUUUGUGGCAACUUCAAGGAUUUUGUGCACAUUUUCUUAAAUUAUUUUGCAUAGAAGAUUGAGACUGUUGCAACAUCUGCUCCAAGGAGCGUCUAGGUAAGGAGUCGGAGCCAGGGGUGGUGGGACAUUGACGUCAGCCACUUCACUGACACAAAAAUAUUAAAUAAUAAAACGCCUUUCAAUGUAUAGGUCGGAUAUACGUGACUCCAACGUUGAGACUGCAGUGGCAUCGGUUACAUAUUGGAUUUAUAUCCAAACACAAGACAUACUGUAUGUCAUGCAGAGAGAUUUGUGAGGUCUGAUUUUUUUCAAGGAGGCAUUUUUGGAUGCAAAUGUAUUACUCUUUUGAACGCAAAUUGUUUUGAGAAGCCAAACUCUUACUUAAGUGGCCCCAUCAACAAAGUGGAACUACAUUUCUCAUCACGGAAAUACGACCAGAACUGAACUCACGGGAAUGAGUGUGGGGUACGUCACUGUUGAUGUACUACACCGCUGAUGGGGAUGUCAUACAAAAAAUCCCAGCUAUCCCUUUAAAGUUCUUUUUCUUCAGCAGUGGUUUUUGUUUUGGAACUCUUCCAUGCAGUGUAUUUCUUCUGGUGGAGUCAUGAACACUGACUUUAACUGAGGCAAGUGAGGCCAGCAGUUCUUUGGAUGUUGUUGUGGGGUCUUUUGUGACCUCUUGGAUGAGUCAUCGCUGUACUCUUGGGGUCAUUUUGGUUGGCUGGCCACUCCUGGGAAGGUUCACCACUGUUCCAUGUUUUUGCCAUUGGUGGAUAAUGGCUCUCACUGUGGUUCGCUGGAGUCCCAAAGCUUUAGAUAAGGCUUUAUAACGUUUUCCAGACUGAUAGAUAUCAAUUCAUCUCAGUUAUGUUUUAACAGGGGAGGGGGGCAAUCCCUUUUUCACACAGGGCCAUGUAGGUUUUGAUUUUUCAUUCCCUUAAUAAGAAAAUGCUUCAUUUAAAAACUGAAUUUUGUGUUCAGUUGUGUUGGCAUUGACUUAUAUUUAAAUUUGUUUGAUGAUGUUUAACAUUUAAGUGUGACCAACAUGCAAAACAAUAAGAAAUCAGUAAGGGGGCAAACCCGUCUUCACACCACUGUGUGGAAAAAAAAAGAUUAUUUUUUGUCUGAAAAAGUAUUUUUUGCAGAAACAGGUUUUGAAAAACAGUGUUUGUCUUAUAGUAGGAUCAAUACAGUAAUUUGGCCUUUUUCUGUCUUGAAAAAUCUUUUUCCCAAACAGGUUUUGACAAACAGGGGUCGUCUUAUAUUCAGGUCAAUACGGUAAUUUAGCUCUUUUUUUUGUCUUAAAAAAUAUUUUCCCAUAAAUGGUCUUCGAAAAGCGGUGUCAUCUUAUAUUCAGGGUCGUGUUGUAUUUGGGUCAGUACAGUAAUUGAUUAAGUGGUUUAAGAAAAUCCCAAUAUUUUGUCAGCAAAAUGUAGCCAGUGAUCAUCUAAAUUGCAUUUUCUGGAUGUAAACAUAGAGGUAGCAUGUAAAAAUGUAUAAUGCAGAAUGGAAUUUAUUAGCAUCUGAUGUUCAGGGAAUUUGGGAGGGUUGUUGUUGGUCUCCAGCAGACUCAUUUUGGACCACAUUUGCCAGAAUACAACUGGCGAGUAGCCAUGGCAAACUUCCUGUUUACACAAAGUAGAAAAUGUGCAUUAUAUGUAGGCAGCAAUGAAUGAGUCGUUAUUACAGACGUAUGGAAUGUUUGCUCUGUGAUGUGAUUGGAUAUUGAGAAUCCUUUCUUAUAAAUUCUGAAAUCUUAAGAAUGUUUACAAGGUCCACAUUUGCCACUGCUGUAAUGGUAGAAAAGCAAACUUUUUUCACUCUAUACAUUCCUGUUCCGGAAGCGGAUGUGACUGAAGCCAUUUUCUUCCGGUACAUAGAGCCCAAGGAUGUGUUCUUCCGUAAGGAUGUGCUGCCUUCUUCCACCACAUGAUGACCAUAAAGACGUGCUUUUUAGAGGAAUUGGAAUGUAGCGUUCUGUCUUAAGCUGCUGCAUCACUGCCUCAUGUAAACAUUGCGGUAUUUUCACUUCCACACACGGCGAAGAUGCAGUGUGUAUUCAUGUAUUCACGUGUAUUCAUUUCUGUUUCCAACCCAGCAACAAUUUCUCCUCCACACUGUUUUGAAGUUGUGUAUUUACUGUAUACAAUGUGCUGUUGGUGCCACUGUAACUUGACUAAAAUGUGAACACAUGAUCUACUUGCUUAAGAAAGGAUGCUGCAGUCCCACAGUGAAUGUCCUGAACUGAAAAUAACCGCACAUUUAUAUCACACACAGGUCAGGUUAAUCGUAAUCUUGGGGCCAUUCACACAUCAAGAUGGGUCUUUUUUGAAAUGCAUCUCGUUUUGUUCACAAAAUUAACAUUUUGCUUCAUGUCAAUCUUCCCAAACUUUGCACCAAAAAACUGUCAUUAAUGUUACGACUUAUUUUUAACUUCUUUCUUUAAAACCCUGUUGAAAUAUUGCAACUUUUUUUUCUCAUACUUCUACAUUAUUUGUGUACAUUAAAUGCGCCCAUUAUUGCUUAAUAUAUGACUUUAUAUUUAAGAGUUACGUCGCCACCCGUUGCUUUGGCAUGCUUCUGACAGCCUGUAAAAAGCAAUGGAACAGAGAUUUUGUUGGUGUCGAUUUUCUUGAGAGUUUUUUUUUUUUUUUAUCAUUGCCAUAAUUUUUUUUUUUUUUGUGCCUUUCUCCAAAAUGACUUUCUUCAGGCUUCUCAUUGGAUAAAGUAGGAGUCAUAGUGCCACCUGUUGCAUUGACAUGUGCUGGCUGCGAAUUUUUCAUUUUGUUUUUUGUUUUUUUUCCCCACUGAAUUUUGCUGUUGUUGUUAUGCCUUUUUCUUAAUGACUUUAUGCAGGCUUCUGAUUGGAUACAACUUACAGUUAAGUGUUGUAGUGCCCCAUGGUGCUCCGACAUGCUCAUGGUAGUCCGCAAAAGCAUUUUCAUGUGGAAAAAGCAUUUUUUUUCAAACACAAUUUUGUUGUUUUUCUGCCUUUUCCUGAAAUGACUUUCUUCACGCUUCUAAUUGGCUUAAAUAGCCUGAAAAUUACAGGUUGUAGUGCCAUGUGUUACUUUGGCAUGCCAUUAAUACGCAUGUGGACAAAUACUUUUUUUUUUGGCAAUUUCUUCCCCUUAAUUUUCAAUUGUUGUUAUUCCUUUUCCUGAAAUGAUUUUCUUCAGGCUUCUAAUUGGCUAAAAUGGCCUUAAAGUUAUAGGUUGUAGUGCCAUCUGCAUUGGCAUUGUGUUUAUGUUUUUUGGUGGUAAAUAGUUAUAGAAAAAUUACAGUGUAUGUGUGCACAUAGCCUUAAUAUAAGUGUGUACAUAACAGCCUCAUCUGUGCCUGGGAACAUUCCUAAGAGUUCCCUCUCCAGCCAGGAUUUUCUUACGUAUUCAGAGAGGUUUUCUUGUGUUAAUAUGUUGUAUAAAGUGUAAAUCCAUGCACCGUUAAGAUUAGAAACGCAGAAAAGAUGUGUUUACAUAAGCAUUAAAGAGGCAUCACUUGUCUUAUUGCCUUGGUGACUAUUUAUUUUUAUUGAGUGGCAGCCCAAACACCAUCUUUGAGGUGGUACAAAUAAAUGGUAGACUACAAUGUAUCCCACCAGGCAUCCUUCAGUUGUUUUUGGAAAUGUUUAUAGUCAUGUUUCAGUAAUGUCACUUUCUUGCCUGUGUGUUUCGCAGUGGCGCAAAUCCUUCUCUGCUGGCCUGAACACUAACAGAAGGACUGACCACCAUUUACAACUUCAAUUUUAGUAUUUGUUCCAUGAAAAUGCUGAUGUAGUCCUGUUUGUUUGUAUGUAUGUAUGUUUCUGUUGUUUUCUUAUUGUUGUCGCAACUGUUGUUGUCCUAUGUCCUUGUCCCGCUCUUUAUUAUCGCCUUCUUGUCCCCGCACACCCCCUUUUGUUUUCUUAUCUCUUCUUCUCUAUCCCCUCCUGCUCCGUUCCGUCCGCUGCAAAUUUGCAUGACAAGAGAAACAUCUCAGUCAAAUCAAUUCUGUAUAACAGGGGAAGUGUAUCUCACACUUUUCCCUGGCAGAGCAAAUCUGUUGAGCACCUAAUGGCAUUCAGACCAACAAUACGAGCUGCCCUAAUGCCGGGACAGGACAAAAAAAAAUGAAAUUUUUUCUUGGUGGUUGGAGAUCUCACUGAAAUAUUGUCGGUGAUUGAAGUCGCCAUGGCUACAACAGCGCUAUUAUUCUACCUAUUACAAGCUCGUACCAUAACUACAGACUUUGUUUGUUGAACUACUUUCUGCUACUGCUAGCCAUGAUGUCACCACUCCUAACUAGGGAGACCUUCCAGGCUUAGGUGUGAACUUUGACCUCGAAUGUCUCCAAGUACUGCGUUAAUGCUGUCAGAAUGUGUCAGCUUUGUGACGAAGUUUGCAUUGAUGUGCUAAAACAGCU
Dunckerocampus dactyliophorus (ringed pipefish) is the source of this 12730-nucleotide messenger RNA. It is a transcript of the gene cacna1ea, whose product is annotated as voltage-dependent R-type calcium channel subunit alpha-1E. Lineage: Eukaryota; Metazoa; Chordata; Actinopteri; Syngnathiformes; Syngnathidae. Gene Ontology annotation, biological process: chemical synaptic transmission; calcium ion import across plasma membrane. Gene Ontology annotation, cellular component: membrane; voltage-gated calcium channel complex; neuronal cell body. Gene Ontology annotation, molecular function: high voltage-gated calcium channel activity. The coding region runs from base 90 to 7577 and encodes 2495 amino acids. The transcript is spliced from 49 exons. The record is from RefSeq and is a predicted model, not a curated record.